UUAUUUAAGCUUACCUCAGGGGGGUGUGUGUAAUUUACCCUUAAUUUUUUCUCCAUUUCUCUCUUAUCUCCAUUAUUUUCCCUCUUCAAUUAGAUAGAAAUGAAUUCCCUCAUUCACAAAAUAUUUGCAUUUUCGAGCAUUUCAAAUUACGUUGUCGGAAAAAAGAACACCCAUAAAUCUCCUCAUUUGGCUGGGUUGUAAUGCAUGAGACAAACCUUGUCUCUCCAUCUGAGAUUUAGUAUUGGUUUAUUGCACAACAUCUUCUGACAGGUGGGCAAACAUAGUAACAUGGACAUGUAAAAAUAAAAAAUAAAAAUAAAAAUUAAUAAACAUGUGAUAAAUCAUUAGUCCUCUUGUUCAUGAUCUUAAUUGUUUUUUUUUUUUUUUUUUUUUUUUGCAGUCGUAUCCUGAGAUGGCUGAUUUUUCACGGUCCGGACUAUUCAAAUGGUCGGGCGAUGCACGAACAUUUGACAAAGACGGGCCCUACAUAGAGAUGGUGACCACUCCGAAUAACCCGGACGGUUUUAUUAUAGAGCCCGUUCUUAAUCGGGCCAAAGGAAUGCCCGUCCAUGAUCUUGCUUACUAUUGGCCACAAUAUACAGCAAUUAAUUCUUCUGCAGAUCAUGACAUCAUGCUUUUCACGGUUUCCAAAUGCACUGGCCAUGCAGGAUCAAGAAUCGGAUGGGCGAUUGUUAAGGAUGAAGCAGUCGCUAGAAAAAUGGUGAAGUUCAUCGAAGUCAGCACAAUCGGAGUGUCGAAAGAGCCGCAGAAAAGAGUAGGGUUGUGCAUGGAUCGGUUUUAACCAUCAAUCAGCCCAUUUUCGACCCACAAUUUGUGAUGGUUAAUCAACCAUCAACCGACCCAUUUAAGUUGGGUCGAUAAUGUCAACCAACCCAUGUAUAGUUGGGUCGAUAAUGGUU
This is a messenger RNA of Erythranthe guttata (spotted monkey flower), 920 nucleotides long. NCBI's taxonomy places the organism in Eukaryota, Viridiplantae, Streptophyta, Magnoliopsida, Lamiales, Phrymaceae. The record is from RefSeq and is a predicted model, not a curated record.